Acaulospora colombiana is the source of this 1695-nucleotide messenger RNA. The record is from the annotation of a GenBank genome assembly. NCBI's taxonomy places the organism in Eukaryota, Fungi, Glomeromycota, Glomeromycetes, Diversisporales, Acaulosporaceae.
AUGCCCUCACAAUCAAACGAAAUGUUAUCUUACGAUGUUUUCAGUGAUAAUUCACAUUUAACGACCUGUUCGGAAGGGGAUAAUCUAUUUCAUGAAGAAUCGGGUAAAUACGAUCUUGACACGGUAUCGGUUUUCGUCGCCAAAUUAUACCAUCGCGUACGCAAUCAGGCGAUUUCUAACUUUUGUGCGAUUUCAUUUAAUAACAGAUUGCUCGACGGUGACGAGUACAAGGAAUACCUUACGUGGAAUGAAACCGGUGAUGUGUUCGUGAUCUGUAAUAUGGACGAAUUCGCGCAAAAUAUCUAUGGGUUUUAUAGGGUGUCAGAUGCUCGCAAAUCAAAGCACGUUCGAAGCAAACACGCCUGUGUGUUCUCCCAUUCUCAAUUCAGACGCGGUCGGCAAGACCUAUUGCCAAACAUACGUCGCAAGGUGGCGAAAUCUGGGAAAAGAAAGUCACGUCCUUCGGAACCUUUGUUGUCACAGAAUCAGAGUGAAACCAACACUGUCUCUUCUCCGCCCUCAGUCUAUGGGUCUCCUGUCAAUAGUAAGAACGGAAGCAUAACAAAAGACUCGCCUUCCCAAUAUAUGCUAAAUUCCUUCCCCGAAUCUAAAGAUCUUGUAACACAUGCUGACAAGUCCGAUAGUGAAGACGCUAUGCGUAAACGAAUUGCAGAAUUAACCGCGAUAACAGAAAAUCUUCGGAAGGACUUAAAGAAUAUGAGCGACAUAGUCAAUGAACGUUUGCUUCCCGAAGUUCGUAGUUUAACCGAAGACUUACAUAAGCAUCAAGUUCAUUUGAUGCAUCUAACCCAUCUGGUGGCCUAUCAUUCCUCACCAGAAGACAUCCAGUUACUUCCGGAGGUCAGUCGCGGAUACACUCGGCACAUGCCGUCGCAUGAUAUACCACCGGCAAAGCGCGCGCGCCUCGAUAAUAAACAGACUGCCUCCGUCAAAAUGGAACGGUCAAAUUUAUCGUCAUCGACAGUCAUCAAUGCGCCCACGGUUCCUUCAUCGGUUGCCAAUGCAUCCGCUGUCCCUUCAUCAUCAGUGCCUUCCUCUUAUGAUACCAUAUUUGCGUCCCAUUCAGACAACAAUCUAAUGAACUCGCCUACCUCUCCGAUCAUCGAUCAUUCGGUUCAAGGAGCACCGUCAGUGUCCCAACCACUAACAAUGCCAACCGACUCUCAUCCUGCAUAUAAUAUUCCAGGUUCCCCAAUAAUCGGAAAUUUCCAAUCAUCUUCGCACAACGAUCACUCGUGCCUCACAGGUUUCAAUGAGUCCUGGAGCUCAACGUGUCACUCAUCUGUCUUGAUGUCCGAUUCAGUCAACGCCGUUCCCAAUUCUUUUCUGUUUCAGACAACAAAUUCCAAUCAGUCUCCGAUACUGUAUUCUCCAUCCUCGAACCCAUCGCCACACUCACGACACGAGCAACUUUCAUCUCCCGCUCCCUCCGCGGCUCCCCCAAUGAGUCCAACCAAAUAUGGUGACGGUACCGCGACCACGGCUCACUUGAUUUCAAAUUCCGUGACCACUGCCUCAAGUACAAACGGCGAUCGUCACAAUGAGGUUAUCGUCGCUGUGUCUCCACCACCAUCAACCACAUCGUCCUCUCCCAUUUCACAACCCACGACAUCAAUAACAAAUUAUUAUCAACCCCCUAUGUUGGAGAUGUAUAACUCAUAUUCGAAUUAUUAG